AUGUUCUUAUAUCCCAUGCUCAAUCGUGCAUUACGAUUGAUGGAUUGUGAUAUCAUUACACAUAUGGGUUUCUUCAUUGGUGAUUUACAUCGACAGAUUGAACAACUACACAAGGAACAAUAUGCUGGUACAACUGUUGCUAACACCUUUACUAUUUACCGUGGUCAAGGUUUAUCUACAGGGGAUUUUGAAAAAAUGAGCAAAAUUAAAGGUGGUCUAGUUUCAUUCAAUAAUUUCUUGUCUACCAGUAAAGAUCGUGAAGUUUCCUAUGCUUUUGCUGAAAGCAAUCAGACCAAUCCGGAUUUAGUUGGAAUACUUUUUGUUAUUAAAGCAGACCCAUCUCAAUCAACAACGCCAUUUGCUUCCAUUGCUGGUAUCAGCUAA
Adineta steineri is the source of this 384-nucleotide messenger RNA. The record is from the annotation of a GenBank genome assembly. NCBI's taxonomy places the organism in Eukaryota, Metazoa, Rotifera, Eurotatoria, Adinetida, Adinetidae.